AUGGUCCCCAAAGAAGACCUUCAGCAGAUUCAGAAAAUCCCUAAGGCUCCCGGGAAGAGCCUUCCCAGUGAUGGCCUUGAUGAGGUAACCAAAGUCGUAGCCACUGUGAAAUGUUAUGUAGGUGACUUCGUCAUUGCACACAAGGCCGGACGACACCAUGAGCUCGGCAAACCUGGCGGCGGCCACCCCAAACUUUCGGGUCUGCUCAAAAUCGAUGCCCUGGUUGCGGAGGAGGUCAAUAGAGUUUGGCGCGUGGUCGUCACUCGAGAUGUCAAAGUCGCAGAAAUUGAACUCCCAUAUGAAGCGGCGGUCAGGGCAGCCGAGGUCCGGGAGGUUCCCGGACGCGUCGGAGAGAGUGAUCCCCACCUGGAUCAGCUUGAGCGCGUCCACGUUGGACUUGAGGGUCUGGUAGUGCUCGCGCGGGUCGGAGUAGUGCUGGUAGGGGCGGAAGACGACGCCGGGAAACUCCGUGUCCAUGGAGACGAAGGGGAACCGGUCGACGAGGUCGCGGAUGAGGGAGAAUUCGUGACGGAUCGGAUCAAGACCGGUACUUUGGAGCGGACGGGAUCGGCUAGGAGCGGGGGCGACGGAGGAGGAGAGGCGGCGGAGUAUGGCGGCGGCUUGUCGGGGGGGAUGGCGGUGGCCAUGGAGAGGGCAUUCAGAUCGAAAGCGAUGGAUGGCGAUUUGUUGGAUUUGGGGGAAAAGCUAGGUGAGUCCUCAACAGUUCCUGCAUUCAACCCUAAAUCACACUACACCACUCCCAAUUUGAACACAAAAUACUAUAAUAUCAACAAGAACAAGUCCCAAAGGUUUGUCACACACAAGAAAAUCCCAUCAACAAACUUUCCCAACACAGUCUUGCAGGAGAACAUCGGCGGAAUAACAAAACACAACAUAAAGGAGUUGAAAAUGGGAGAAAAGAGUUAUCCGGAACGUCCCUUCAGGAGGCUGGACGAGCUUACGGUUGUUCGGGGCAGCCAUUUCUUUCUUGAGUUGUGUCAGUAUAUCCUCCAUUGUGUACUCUCGCUGCCAGUUGGCAAGAAGCCCGAACUUUUUAGGUUCCACCUGAUCGUGAAAACAUGUAACUCGUUCACUCCCGUAAAUAUGCAGGAGAACGUCAAAUCGUACUAA
This is a messenger RNA of Striga asiatica, 1131 nucleotides long. Lineage: Eukaryota; Viridiplantae; Streptophyta; Magnoliopsida; Lamiales; Orobanchaceae. The record is from the annotation of a GenBank genome assembly.